Molecule: messenger RNA, 2609 nt
Organism: Arabidopsis thaliana (thale cress)
Lineage: Eukaryota; Viridiplantae; Streptophyta; Magnoliopsida; Brassicales; Brassicaceae
Gene: ABCG3
Product: ABC-2 type transporter family protein
Exons: 12
Coding region: 205-2397 (730 amino acids)
Cellular component (GO): membrane
Molecular function (GO): ATP hydrolysis activity; ABC-type transporter activity; ATP binding
Source: RefSeq, marked reviewed
CAAAAAACAAUUCCCAAUCCAUUUUUUUGUUUCUUUAUUUGCGGAACCCAAAGGGUUUGGUUAGAGAGACGUCGUCACUUGAGAGCUCUCUCACUCUUGCUACCAAGAAGAGAUUCUCCAGUCUCUGUGCGUCUUUCUCUGUGGAUCUUACUUCACUCAGAUCCAGUUUCUUUGGAACAUUUUGUGUUCUUGAGGUGUCAAAGGAUGGAGGAGAUACAGUCUCAAUCGGAUUUAUACCGUUCGUCUUCGUCUUCUGCAAGUAGUCCUACUAGUAGAGUUCCAUCUAGUCACUUUUUCUAUGUAAGAAAACCUGGUUCUCUUCGACAACCUAUAUCUUUUGAAGACUCUCCUGAAUGGGAAGACACACCUGAUGUUGAUUUAAGAAUGGAAGAUGAAGCUGGUGGUGGUGAUUCUAUUAAUGACGCUACAACAACGCCUGUUUCUCCUUCGUUGUCGAAGAUGAAUAGCGGAUCAAUGGCUUCUCCUCCUGUUCCUGAAGGAGGAGCUGGGACUGGUGUUGUUAGAAAGAUUGCUGGUGCUUCUAUUGCUUGGAAAGAUUUGACUGUUACUAUGAAGGGAAAGAGAAAAUAUUCUGAUAAGGUUGUAAAGAGUUCGAAUGGUUAUGCGUUUCCCGGGACUAUGACUGUAAUUAUGGGUCCUGCAAAAUCCGGGAAGUCUACUCUAUUGAGGGCUCUUGCUGGAAGAUUGCCUCCUUCAGCAAAAAUGUACGGUGAGGUGUUUGUGAAUGGCUCAAAGUCACAUAUGCCUUAUGGAUCCUAUGGAUUUGUUGAGAGGGAAACACAAUUGAUUGGUUCACUUACAGUUCGUGAAUUCUUGUACUAUUCAGCGUUGCUUCAGCUUCCGGGUUUCCUCUUUCAGAAAAGGAGUGUUGUUGAAGAUGCGAUACAGGCCAUGUCUCUGAGUGAUUAUGCAAACAAAUUGAUCGGUGGUCAUUGUUACAUGAAGGGUCUUCGAAGUGGUGAAAGAAGACGUGUCUCUAUUGCUCGUGAACUUGUGAUGCGACCACAUAUCUUAUUCAUCGAUGAGCCUCUUUAUCAUCUUGACAGUGUUUCGGCACUGCUUAUGAUGGUGACACUAAAAAAGCUUGCAAGUAUGGGAUGUACUCUUGUAUUCACCAUUUAUCAAAGUAGUACCGAAGUGUUUGGUUUGUUUGAUAGAAUCUGCCUUCUAUCAAAUGGAAACACACUCUUCUUUGGGGAGACACUGGCUUGCUUACAGCAUUUUUCAAAUGCUGGAUUCCCGUGCCCGAUAAUGCAAAGUCCAUCAGAUCAUUUUUUGCGGGCUAUAAACACAGAUUUCGAUAGGAUUAUUGCAAUGUGCAAAAACUGGCAGGACGAUAAUGGGGACUUUUCAGCAGUGAACAUGGAUACUGCUGUUGCUAUUCGCACUCUCGAGGCGACUUAUAAAUCAUCUGCAGAUGCUGAUUCUGUCGAAGCUAUGAUAAUAAAACUUACCGAAAGGGAGGGCACACAGCUUAAAUCCAAGGGAAAGGCCGGUGCUGCUACACGUGUUGCAGUGCUCACAUGGCGAUCACUUUUAGUUAUGUCAAGAGAAUGGAAAUACUAUUGGCUCCGACUUAUCCUCUACAUGAUUCUUACACUUAGUAUUGGCACAUUAUAUUCUGGCUUAGGUCACUCUUUGUCUUCUGUUGCAACAAGAGUUGCUGCGGUAUUUGUUUUUGUCUCGUUUGCUUCACUGUUGGGGAUUGCUGGAAUACCUUCACUUUUAAAAGAAAUCAAGAUUUAUAGAAGUGAAGCAUCGAACCAGCAUUCGGGCGCUUUUGUCUUCUUACUAGGGCAGUUUCUGGGAAGCAUACCGUUCUUGUUUCUCAUGUCCAUUUCCUCAAGUCUUGUGUUCUACUUCAUGGUUGGAUUAAGAGAUGAUUUCAGCUUGUUGAUGUACUUUGUGCUCAACUUCUUCAUGUGCCUAUUGGUGAACGAAGGAUUGAUGCUCUUCAUUGCUUGCAUUUGGCGAGAUGUUUACUGGAGCACUUUGACUCUCAUCUCUGUACAUGUGAUCAUGAUGCUCGCAGCAGGACACUUCAGAAUCCGUACCGCCUUGCCCAAACCUGUCUGGACUUACCCGUUUGCUUACAUCUCGUUCCACACCUACUCCAUUGAGGGUCUUUUGGAGAACGAGUACCUCGGGGAAGUGUUUGCGGUCGGAGAAGUGAGGAGUAUAUCGGGUUACCAAGCAAUCCAAGGAAAUUACCAAAUAUCUCCAGACACAAAUGCCAAAUGGAGGAACAUGCUUGUGUUGCUAGCGAUGGCUUUUGGCUACCGUCUUCUUGUUUAUGUUUUACUACGUUUUGGCCUAAACAAGAAUGUGUCUGGUCGUUUACUGCUUAGUCAUAAGAAAAAUAACAGCUCUAGGUAGAUGAGUGAUUGUUUUUAGAUAAUAUAACUUUAGCCUCUUAUGUAAUUUUGGUAGGUGAAAAUGAAAACAGUUCAAUUCUUUCUUUUUUUUCUAGAAAUUUGGGUAGAUAACACCUUUUUGAAUAUUUAUAUGCAUCUUUGGUACUUUUUUAGACUCAUUUGGGUUGAAAAAAAAAUAUUUUAAGAUAAAAUAAAAUAAACACUUCAUUUUUA